This is a messenger RNA of Vitis riparia (riverbank grape), 1822 nucleotides long. Its product is annotated as solanesyl diphosphate synthase 1, chloroplastic-like. The transcript has 7 exons. Gene Ontology annotation, biological process: isoprenoid biosynthetic process; plastoquinone biosynthetic process. Bases 176 to 1441 code for a protein of 421 amino acids. Gene Ontology annotation, cellular component: chloroplast. The record is from RefSeq and is a predicted model, not a curated record. Lineage: Eukaryota; Viridiplantae; Streptophyta; Magnoliopsida; Vitales; Vitaceae. Gene Ontology annotation, molecular function: prenyltransferase activity.
CUCUCCAAACUGAUAAGAAAACAGCAACAAAUAUGUGGGCUUCUUGGGUCCACUCAAUACCCUCUCACAUAAAGUUUCAAAGCUCGAACACCCAUUUCAGCCCCACUUGAUUUUUUCUUGCUUCCAAGGAUUAUUUUCUUGUUUUGGUGAUUUUCCUUUUAAGGUCUCUCCAAGAAUGAUGUCAGUGGCAUGCCGGAGCCUUGAUUUUGGUCCAACUGGGUUUGAUUUGGUUGCUUGUGGGUGUUCUUCCAAUGCUCAAUUUGAUAGGUUCUCACGGAGGAACUAUGCAAAGGGGGUGUCUAAGAGUAGUAGCAGAGGUGAUGCUGCUAAAAAAAUGGUGUAUUGUCAGCGUCGCAUUGGUCGUUGCAGGGUGUUUUCUACUAGGGCCCCUGAGACUUUGCUCAAUGGUGUUGGUCAAGGUCCUCCACCAGCUUUGGAUGUGAAGAAAGAGUCAAGCAGCUCAAUAUCCCUGGCAAGUUUUUUUGAAGUGGUUGCUGAUGACCUCCAGAUAUUAAACCAAAAUCUCCAGUCAAUUGUUGGCGCAGAAAACCCAGUUUUAAUGUCUGCAGCUGAGCAGAUCUUUGGUGCUGGUGGGAAGAGGAUGAGACCAGCUUUGGUAUUCUUAGUAUCUAGAGCCACUGCAGAAAUAGCGGGGUUGAAGGAUCUGACCAUAAAACAUCGACGUUUAGCGGAGAUCAUUGAGAUGAUCCAUACUGCAAGCUUGAUACAUGAUGAUGUUUUAGAUGAGAGUGAUAUGCGAAGAGGAAAGGAAACAGUUCAUCAACUCUAUGGUACACGAGUCGCAGUAUUGGCUGGGGACUUCAUGUUUGCACAGUCAUCAUGGUAUCUUGCGAAUCUGGAAAACCUUGAAGUCAUAAAGCUCAUCAGUCAGGUUAUUAAAGAUUUUGCAAGUGGUGAAAUAAAGCAGGCAUCUAGUUUGUUUGACUGUGAACUUGAACUUGAGGAGUACUUGCUCAAGAGCUUCUAUAAGACGGCAUCCUUAAUUGCUGCGAGUACCAAAGGAGCUGCAAUUUUUAGUGGGGUUGACAGCAACAUUGCCGAGCAAAUGUAUGAAUAUGGUAGGAAUCUUGGUCUAUCCUUCCAAAUUGUUGAUGACAUAUUGGAUUUCACACAAUCUGCAGAGCAGCUGGGAAAACCGGCUGGCAGUGACCUGGCAAAAGGGAACUUGACUGCCCCAGUAAUUUUUGCUCUAGAGAAGGAGCCAAAACUGAGAGAAAUAGUUGAAUCUGAAUUCUGUGAGACCGGUUCCCUCAAUGAAGCCAUCAAAUUGGUGAAGAGUUGUGGUGGCAUUGAGAAAGCACAAGACUUGGCAAAACAAAAAGCUGAUCUUGCUAUCCAGAAUCUACAAUGCCUUCCUCAGAGUGCCUUUCGGUUAGCACUCGAGAAAAUGGUAAAAUACAAUCUUGAGCGGAUUGAUUAGGCGGAAAUGUCUCUGGUCUUAAGAUUAUGUUUGAUGGUUAGCCAUUGUUGAUCAGAAAUCUUGAAGUGUAAGGAUGAAGGUACCCAGUUGAAGCCUCCAUUGUACCAACAAGCAUUCUCUGCACACUACAACAAGAGCUUCUGCAGAAGACGAGCUGUUUGUGAUUCCUUGUAUAUUCAUAAUAGGUACUGAGCUACCAUUUGAGCUCCUAGUAUACUCUAUUUCACUUCUGAUUAAAAAAAAAAGGUAUACUCUGUUUCACUUAAAUCUUCUCCCUAAUUGGCAUAGAAAACUGUUUUUGAACUCUAGAUGUACACCAAACUUGAAGUUGUUGGAAUUCAUUAAUAUUGUCCAGCAGUAUUAUUGUUAUUUUUUAUUUUU